AUGGUCUUUUCAAAGCUGUUCGGCGGCGGCGAGAAGUCCGAGCCCGAGUAUCGGGUGGACCAUGAGGCCAGCGACUCUGAGCCUUCGAUCAUCCACGAUGGGAACCUCGCAUAUACUCGUCAGAAGGGUGGUAAUGGCUCCAAGCCUUCCUAUCAAGAAGCCGUCGGCGCGCCCGUGGAGUCCCAAUCGCCCCUCGGAUACCACGUGGGAUGGGCAGCUGUCAUCUUUCUGAAUAUCAACAUGAUGAUCGGAACGGGUGUUUUCUCGACUCCGGCGAGCAUCCUCAAUCGCACCGGCUCCGUUGGUCUCGCACUUCUGUAUUGGGUCAUCGGAUUCCUCAUGGCGGCCGCUGGAUUCAGCGUCUACCUGGAGCUUGCCAGUUACUUCCCCAACCGCAGCGGAUCCGAAGUUGUCUACUUGGAACAGCAGUACCCUCGCCCGAAGCACUUCUUCCCCGUCGCUUUCGCCGUCCAAUCGGUCAUCUUGUCUUUUAGCAGUAGCAACGCCGUCGUCCUCUCGAGAUAUUUGUGGAGGAUGGCCGACAUCACCCCGUCGGAGUGGCAAAUGCGGGGGGUUGCCAUCGCUGCUUAUACCCUUGCCGUCAUCUGCGUCCUCGCGCACAACAGAUACUCUCUGUGGCUUGUCAACUUCAUUGGUGUUCUUAAAAUCCUUACUCUGGUCUUCAUUAGCAUAGCAGGCCUCGUAGUCCUUGGCGGCAACGUCAAGCACAUCCCCGACCCCAAGGCCAACUUCCGAAAUGCUUUUGAGGGCACCACGAACAACGGAAACGAUCUUUCCAACGCACUAGUGUCCAUCAUUUUCAGUUAUGCCGGAUACUACAACGCCUUCAACAUGACCAAUGAGAUCAAGAACCCCAUUCCCACCCUGAAGAAGAACGGCAUCAUCUCACUCGGUACUGUCGCGAUCCUGUAUAUGCUUUGCAACAUUGCAUACUUCGCCACAGUUUCCAAGGCUGAGUUUGCCGAAGCCAGCGAGAUUGCUGCGGCCGUUUUCUUCUCCAAGCUCUUCGGCGAAAGCAAAGCUGCUGCGAACGUCCUCAACUUCCUCGUGCUGCUGAGUGCGUUUGGCAAUCUGCUGGCCGUUCUGAUCGGAUCGUCGCGAAUGAUUCGUGAGAUUGGCCGACAGGGUGUCUUGCCGUUCACCGAGUUCUGGGUUUCCACUAAGCCGUUCGGAACGCCGCUCGGUCCUUAUCUUUUGAAGUGGGCCAUGACGUUCAUCAUGAUCGUUGCUCCUCCAGCCGGCGAUGCAUUUUCUUUUGUUGUCGACCUUCAGACGUACCCGAGCGCGAUGUUCAACUUCGCAAUGACAUACGGCGUCUUCAUUCUGCGACGCAGACGCAGACGCUCUGGCAUUGGUCGCUCAGACUUCCAGGCCUGGGACUUCGUCGUUCUCUUCUUCCUGGCUAUUCAAGUCUUCGUACUUGCUAUGCCUUGGUGGCCGCCUAAGGGUGGCCCUUACGCUGGCAGCGUCAGCUUCUGGUACGCGACGUACUGUGUUGUUGGCAUUGGAAUCAUGAUUGUUUGCGGUCUCUACUACGUCUUCUGGAUGUACCUGCUUCCCAAAUGGAUGGGAUACGAGAUUCGUACUGAGAUCGUAGAAGUCGAUAACGACGGAGCCAACACCCACCGCCUGGUCAAAGUUCCCAAGGCUGAAGUUGCACAAUGGGAUUCCGAGCAUGACGAGGCGGGUAACCUGCGCCGAAGGAAUGUCACGACUGUUGAGAUCGAGUCGAGUGGGUCCAACGAGAAGACGGCCUAA
Molecule: messenger RNA, 1779 nt
Organism: Colletotrichum siamense
Lineage: Eukaryota; Fungi; Ascomycota; Sordariomycetes; Glomerellales; Glomerellaceae
Gene: MUP1-4
Product: High-affinity methionine permease
Exons: 6
Coding region: 1-1779 (592 amino acids)
Biological process (GO): amino acid transmembrane transport
Cellular component (GO): membrane
Molecular function (GO): L-amino acid transmembrane transporter activity
Source: RefSeq, a predicted model, not a curated record